Zychaea mexicana is the source of this 951-nucleotide messenger RNA. RefSeq names its product homeobox domain-containing protein. The record is from RefSeq and is a predicted model, not a curated record. Lineage: Eukaryota; Fungi; Mucoromycota; Mucoromycetes; Mucorales; Lichtheimiaceae. Gene Ontology annotation, cellular component: nucleus. Gene Ontology annotation, biological process: neuron differentiation; regulation of transcription by RNA polymerase II. The annotation marks the transcript as partial. Gene Ontology annotation, molecular function: RNA polymerase II transcription regulatory region sequence-specific DNA binding; DNA-binding transcription factor activity, RNA polymerase II-specific. The transcript is spliced from 3 exons.
ACACGCAAACGUACGCAUCUGAAACCCAACCAACUGACGGUGCUCCAGAACUCCUUUGCAGUCAAUCCACUCCCAGAGGCCCCUAUGCGAAAUCAACUUGCCCGCGAACUGGGCGUCAAUCAACGCACAAUCCAGAUUUGGUUUCAGAACCGCCGUGCCAAGGCGCGCAAGUUGGAACAAGCACGAUUGCAUAACCAACCUCGUUACCAACCCACGUUUCGCACCAUGAUGACUCCCGAACUUUUUGAAGAACUCAAGCAACAACCUCCUAGUACACGCCGUACCAAUGGUAACCGACCUCGCUCGAGUUCCAAGCCCGAAAAACAAGAUCAGCAGCAAAAAGAGACGACGACGGUUACGGCUACCGAACGCGCGGACAAGACCGGUAACAACAACAACAGCAACAACGAGCAUAGCAGCGACAUCGUACCACUCUUGAAUAUCCAGUCGCUCCGCAUUGGCAGCUGGUCUCGUUUUUGUGGACAACCCGCUGUUAUGGGUCAGCAAGCAACACCACCAUGCUCGUGGGACCUUAAAUGUUUUGUGGAAUCGACCAACAAAACUCUGACGUGGCAAGUUUUAGCCGAAGGUCACCUGUUCAGGAUCCAGGUGCCAAUGGACACUAUUGCCCAGGUGCGAUUGGUCCAGGAGGGUCAGCUCGAAAUAGAGUUGGAUGACCCGCGACACUGCUGCUUUGCCAUGUACGAUAACAACAGCAACAACAGCAGUCAAGGAGAAUGGAUUCGAUGCGGCGACUUUUCUGAAGACAAACAGGCGAGCCGUGAAACUGUGCAUGUAUUGCUGGGCAAUCAUGACGUGCUUCAGCAGGCUCUUUUGGACUUGGCAGCGCUGGCGCCCGAGUUGACUGCCAAGAUGGUGCUUACUCCGCUUCCCUUGAUGGAUGAUGACCUUGUGUCCUGCUCACCCUCGGUCACGCCAGAACCUCUGUUG